Molecule: messenger RNA, 540 nt
Organism: Dissoconium aciculare CBS 342.82
Lineage: Eukaryota; Fungi; Ascomycota; Dothideomycetes; Mycosphaerellales; Dissoconiaceae
Exons: 1
Coding region: 1-540 (179 amino acids)
Cellular component (GO): nucleus
Source: RefSeq, a predicted model, not a curated record
AUGGUCUCCAAACUCAACAAAGUCCGCAAGCACGUCUCCAAAAAGAAAGGCGCCAAGAUGAACAGCCUGCACGAGAACAGCCGCGAUGCGCAACGUCUCCGGAAAGCGUCCGUCCGCGACGAGCGUGUCCUGAAGACCGUAUCGACAAAGGAGAAAGCCAACCACCACUGGCUGGACCGGGUAUCCUUUUUCCAAGACAACCUACCGGACACUUUACAUCCGAUGGAAAUGUCUCGCGUGCAGGAUCUCAUCGAGGAAUGGCUCUCGCGACACGACGAGGAGGUCGCGACGUUGAAAAGUGAGCGGAGGCCCGGCCGGCCCGCGACGACGAGACAGACGCUCCUGGAGCAGGCGAUUCAUGCGGAAAGGCUAGAGUAUGAGAGUGGGUUCUGGAUGCCGAAUUUGCGGGACGAGGAAUCUCUGAUUAAGCUGGAUGCGUGGAAGGGCGAUUGGUUGAGUCUGGCGAAUUUGCGGUUCUCGCGCGUGGAGAAGGGUGGUGGGGUCAAGGACAGCCAGUUCCCGCCGAGAGGGUCGUCGUGA